This is a messenger RNA of Truncatella angustata, 2006 nucleotides long. RefSeq names its product UbiD family decarboxylase. The coding region runs from base 366 to 1766 and encodes 466 amino acids. Gene Ontology annotation, cellular component: cytoplasm. The transcript is spliced from 3 exons. The record is from RefSeq and is a predicted model, not a curated record. NCBI's taxonomy places the organism in Eukaryota, Fungi, Ascomycota, Sordariomycetes, Amphisphaeriales, Sporocadaceae.
UGAGAAGUUGAACAGAAACGGCAGUUUGGUGUCUAAACCCAAUUGACUAAUCAAAGCUGGAUUUCUAAUGCUUCUCGAUGGCGUGCGGUUUUCUUGUGAGUAAGCGAGGAAAAGAAACGAUCUUCGAUCCCAUCGAUGCCAAGAGAUGGAAGCUCCAUCAGAGAUGCUGCUUCGGGGUAAAGCAAAUGGUGAUUCUGACCAAGGGUUGACACUCUACCCAAUCCAAUUGCUUGAAGCAGCCAGAAUAUUCCUCGUCGCUUCUCCCUGAAACUCUGUUGACCGCGCACAUUUGCGACUUCAAUCCCCCAAGCCAGGUUCUCUACUUCUCACACCCACGGACAACUGCCGCUGAUUAGAGUAUCGUGAUGGCGCUCGCCGUUCUCUCGGACGAAGAUAUUAGGGGUCUCCUCGAGUCGCUUAGCCUCGAGGAAGCUGAAGGGUUCUCCUUUUCUCUGAAGAGCGCGCUGCAUGAAUAUUCUACUGGGACACAGUCGAUCGAGUCAGGCUUGAUCCAUCAGCCAGACAGGACGACCAUUCAUUCCAACGCUUCGAAUUCGACGACACUUUUCGUACCCUCGUGUAGUGUCGCAGGACAUGGUGUCAAAGUCAUGACCGUCCCCUCGCCAGAGGCCGAUCCCUCUCAUACCGUGAAGCCCACUGGUUCCUUGACCCUCUUCUCGCCGUUGGGUGCACCGAUUGGCUUCCUACAUGCGCAGACCCUGACUGCAUUCCGAACUGCACUGGCGUCAACCUGUCUCCUGCAGAAGCGACAGCGCGUGCAGACCAUCACGGUCUUCGGUUCGGGACUGCAGGCAUACUGGCACAUCCGAUUGGCGCUGAUGUUCCGCGGCCCCACGAUCCGCCAUGUCUACGUGAUCAACCGCCGCUUCAGCGAGAACGCCAAGAACAUCCUCAACAAGUUCUAUGCCGUGCACGCCGACACAAAGACGAGGGAGGGCUGGGAGCACACGAAAUUCAGCAUGCUGACGCCCGGCUAUGGCGAGUUCCACCGCCUGCUGAAGGAUCACGUCAGGGAGUCCGACGUGAUAUACUGCACCACGCCUAGCAGGGAUCCCCUGUUCGAGGGCAGCAUCCUCACGAGCCACGAGGGCAGGCGGAAGGGCAGGCUUAUAAUCGCCGUGGGCAGCUACACCCCAGAUAUGCGGGAAUUGCCCACGGAGUUGUUACAGCAGGCAGUGAAGAGCCACAAGGGAACGCAUUUCCACAAGCAUGCGAUCGAGGGCGGUGUGAUCAUCGUAGAUACGCUGGACGGUGCCCUCAAAGAGGCGGGUGAAGUCAUCGAGGCGCAGUUGGAACCGAAACAACUUGUCGAACUCGGAGAGCUGGCGAUGAUCCAAAAAGCUCGCAUGGCAGAAGAGGAAGAAUCCAUGGCCUCGGGGUCGACUCGGGGCUCCACCGAUAUCUCGUCAGAUAUGGACUCGCUGUCCCUGGGCACGACCGGCAGUUCGGCCAUAUCGACCGUCUUCGGGUCCUCAGCAUCCAAGGAUACCGCAGACUCCAGCCUUCCAUCCAGUCCAGCUCGUUCACAUCACGGCGGGUUCUUCCACAAGCGCCGGAGUUCCAGCCGGGGGUCGGUUGACCGGGGCAAGCAGAACCGAGACGACCACUUGGCCCGGUGGUUGACGAGUGGGAAUGUGAUCUACAAGAGCGUCGGCUUGGGGUUGAUGGAUCUGGUCGUUGGCAUGGAGAUCAUCAAGUUAGCGAGGGACAGAGGUGUAGGGACUCAGGUUGAGAGUUUCUCGUAGGACGAGCAUCAUUCUCCCUUGGCGCCUUACCUUGGAGUUGAGACGAUUUCAAAGGAUGUGGUGAAUAUCUGCUUGAAUGGCAUGCUGUGUCCCAUGAUGAAGAGAGUCCGGGCGAAAUUGCUGCAGAUGGGCAAACAAUUUAGCGAUUAGAUGAUUAGAUGAUUAGAUGCCACAAAAGUUUCGGAGAUGUUGAUGUAUAUCUACAAGAUACCGAAACUUAAACAAAACAAAAAAUAGACA